Tilletiaria anomala UBC 951 is the source of this 2022-nucleotide messenger RNA. Its product is annotated as putative lysophospholipase. Gene Ontology annotation, molecular function: A2-type glycerophospholipase activity. Gene Ontology annotation, cellular component: cytosol. The transcript is spliced from 4 exons. Gene Ontology annotation, biological process: glycerophospholipid catabolic process. The coding region runs from base 1 to 2022 and encodes 673 amino acids. Lineage: Eukaryota; Fungi; Basidiomycota; Exobasidiomycetes; Georgefischeriales; Tilletiariaceae. The record is from RefSeq and is a predicted model, not a curated record.
AUGCGUACUCUCGCCUUGACGCCCCGCAGCGCUCCUUCAGGCGACUACGCACCUUCGACCAUCUCCUGCCCAGCCGCUUCAGCUGCGAACGCGUCCGCCGGCCUGUCGUACAGUGGGCAGCUGCGCAACGCCUCGACUCGCACGCUUAAUCCAGACGAGGCGAACUACAUCGCGCAGCACCGCGCCGCCAAACAGGCUGAUUGGACCAGCUGGCUUUCCCAGUCGCAAGUCGGCCUCGACGCAGCUGUACCCGGCGGAUUCAGCAACUACACGGGCGGCAACGCUAGUCGCGUGCCGCGAAUCGCGAUCGCCACCAGCGGAGGAGGAUUGAGGGCGAUGCUCUACGGCGCUGGCGUCUUCUCUGCGUUGGACUCGCGGAACAGCACCGCGACGCAAGUCGGCACCGGUGGACUGCUGCAGCUUGCAGACUAUGUCACUGGCUUGUCUGGUGGAAGCUGGCUAACGGGGAGCGUUGCGCUCAACGAUUAUCCUACGACGCAGUCAUUGCACGAUGGUACAUGGGAUCUGGAAAGCAACUUGAUCGUCCCCCAGGAUAACGCGCUGAACUUCUAUGCCAAUAUCAUUGAGGACGUUGAUGAGAAGCGGUCUUACGCGACGAGCAACUACACCGGUAUCACGGACUACUGGGGACGCGCGCUUUCUUACCAUCUGCUCAACAGCACCAAGUAUGCCAAUCAUGGCGCUGCAACGACAUGGUCCGAUGUGCGAAAUGUUAGCAACUUUCAAUCCUUUGCCUAUCCGUUCCCCAUCGUGAUUGCCGAUCAGCGCAACCCGGGUGAACUGUUCAUCGAGACGACAUCUCCAAUCUGGGAAUUCACACCUUAUGAGUGGGGCACAUGGGAUGAUGACAUCGCGGCCUUCUUGCCGAUCGAUUUAAUCGGUAGCCAGCUGAACAACGGCACCAGUACAGUCGAAGGUCAGUGUACUGCUGGAUGGGACAACGCAGGUUGGAGCAUGGGUACAAGUUCGACCUUGUUCAACAGCCUCUUCACGACGCUCGUCACAUCCGAAGGCGACUCGGCGAUUAAGGCUGCUAUCGAAAAGGUGCUCGCGCAAGUCGGCCAACAGUACAAUGAUAUCUCCCUGGUCCCCAACUCAUUUUUUGGCUACAGGAACGGAACGAAUCCCGAUGCACUCUCUCCGAACAUUUCUCUUGUCGACGGCGGCGAAGACGGGCAGAAUGUCCCGUUGUGGCCCGUCAUCAACCCAGUGCGCGAGCUGGACUUUGUCCUAGCGGUCGAUAGCUCGGCUGACGUCUCUUCCUGGCCUAACGGCACUUCGCUCGUCGCGACAAGCCAGCGCGUUCAGAAUGACACCUUCGCUCAAUAUCCAUUUCCUAAUAUUCCCAGGGUCAACACGUUCAUCAACCGCGGUCUAAACACUCGGCCGACCUUCUUUGGCUGCCCAGGCGCCAGCAUCAUCAAUGCUGACACGGCGCUCAAUGACCAGCAGACACCUCUGAUCGCAUACCUGCCCAACUAUCCGUACGAGUCUCUGGCCAACACCUCCACUUUCCAGCUUGAGUACUCACAGGCCCAGUCGCAAGCGGUGAUGGACAACGCGUUCGCAGUCGCAACGCUCAGUGGAAUCGACACGGCGCUAAACGGUACCGAUCUCGCGUGGCCAAAGUGUCUGGCCUGUGGUAUGCUCCUGCGGUCGUUCCAGCGUUCCGGCACACCGAUCCCGCCCGCUUGCCAGACGUGCUAUAAUGCCUACUGUUGGGAUGGCCAGAGCAACGACACAGUACCCGCCAAUCCGUACAGCCCUCCCGUUGGCGUGCCCGAGUUCGUCAGCAGCCGCGGAAUGCUUCUUCGCGCACCCGCUUACACAGGCGGCAACGGCAGCAGCCCCGGCAAUCCGUCUGCACCUGGCAUCGGCAGCAGGUCCAGUGGUUCGAGAAACAGCAAUGCGGCACCAGCGGUGUUGCUGGGCGCGCCGCGGUGCCAAACUGCGACAGCGCUCGGCGCAUUGUUUGCGACGAGCGCUGUGCUGCUCAUGUGA